AUGGACCAUCAACACCCUCUCACUCCAAGUGCUAUCCCCACACUCCGACCAUUCAACCCUCCUCUGCCUGGCGGUUCUUCAGUCGAAAGUCAUCAACACCAGCACCAGCAGCAACACCAGCAACACCAGCAACACCAGCAAUACCAAUCCCCUCUUCAAUUUCACUCUCGCCAGCACCACGCCCAGCAGCAAAACCCUCGCCAGCAACCCUCUCAUCAGCACCCCUCUCAUGGGCAAAACAAUCAUUUCGAUAAUAACUACCACAACUCCAACGCGCCAGCCGACAACCCAUCCGAACCAUAUGCGUUUGAUCACAGCCAGUCUGCUAUUCCUUUGUUCGAUCAGGCAGGAUACCAAUCGUCGUCCCUGCACUCCUCAGACGCAGAGUACUCUUUUUCCAACCAACAGUUACCACCAACACCUCGAUCACCAUCACAACAAUCCCAAACAUUUCUCUCGCCUGUGAUGACUCCACACCUCUUGACUUCAACCCUGUCCAACUCUCCUUCGGUUGACCCCUCGUCAUCUGCUUUACUCAAGAAAGCCCCAAAGCCUCCACCAAAGGCCCCUCAACAACAGCAAGCUAUGGCUACGCCGUCUUAUCAGUCCAACGUCAAUGCAGCCGCGUCGUCCCAGGGCAACUCCAACACCAGCACAACCACCAACACUUCCUAUAAGUCAGCAUCAAACAAACGCAAAGAAAUGGCCUCCCCUCCCGUUGCUCGUUCGCAGACCCAAGGCAAGAAACGUUCUGUCUCCGUGUCUGCUUCAUCGUCAACUCAGGACGUUGUUGAGUUCGCUUUUGAGGAUGGAUCUGAAAGGGAGAAUUGGCUGGUUGCACGACUCAAGGAUUCCUCCAUAUACCUUCCACUUCAGGCCGACAGAAAACAACCAGGAGAGAGUCGGAUGCGGUCCAAGGCUGAGGUUUACAGGCAACUGGCUGAGGAGUUCAACAACAAGCAGUUCGCGAUGCAACACUCCAAGGGAGUCUUCAGUACCACCUCCAACGGCAGUGGGAUCAAGACCAAAAUCACUCGCCUUCAAACCGCAUUCAAGGCAGCGCACACCCUUCGAUACUCUUCUGGAUUUGGCAGCACAGAGUUAGAAACCUGGAAGGCUGCCGUCGAGAGCGCCUGCAGUUAUUAUUUUGAGCUACUUCCGGCUUGGGGUCAGAAGUGGAGUGAUGGCGUGGUGUUUUAUGCAGACUCGACGACGGAUUUGACGGACGAUUUCAUCACAGACGACCCACCCCGAAAAGACGUCGAUAGCGAUGUCGAAGCCGAUGCGGAGGAGGAGCAGGAAGAUGAGGGAGAGAGCGAGCGUCAGGCGAGCCCGGAUUGGGAGGAUGAGCCGGAUUAUAGUGGUGUUGAUGGAGCUUGGUCACAGGAAGAGGAGGACGAGCCCUUGGUGAGGAACCGUCGAUUGGCUGUCCCAGCAGCGGCCAGAUCGCGUAGUUCUACUGCCCGCCCACCCACGACUACCCCGCAGAGGACUAGUCGUCAACAAGAGCAACGGAAAGCAGUGGAUGGCGACCCAUCUUCGAGUACCAAGAAGCAAAAGAAGCCAAAGGCAUCCAAGCGAGACGUAACAGACGACAUUAGGGACCUGAGCGAGGCGACUCGCGUGACAGCUCAACUGGAGUUGCAGAAAGCAGAGAUAAUGGAACGAGUUAGGAUGAGGGAGAUCGAGUCGAGUCUAGCGGAGAAACAGCUGGACUUCAAACUGCGAAUGGCUGAAAUCGAAACGAGAAGGGCUGAAAUCGAAGCGAGAAAGGCUGAGACUAUAGCCAAGGUGCAGGCAGAAAAGGAACUAUCGUUGGAGCGAGAGCGAUGGAUAUCUAAGAGUGGUCUACGUCUGUCCAAGUCACCUCAACAUCUACCCGACUCGCCGCCACGGCGCAGGACAAUGACGGCCAACCCCAAAAUCGAGAUACACUUGACCGUCUUCCUCGAUGUCGUUAUCCGGAAGAUCCGCACCAUGGUCCUCCACCUCCUCAUCGUCGUCGUCGCUGUCGCUUUCAUCACUGCUGCUGUCGCUAUCGUCGCUGCAGCCCUCGUAGUCUGA
Molecule: messenger RNA, 2064 nt
Organism: Linnemannia hyalina
Lineage: Eukaryota; Fungi; Mortierellomycota; Mortierellomycetes; Mortierellales; Mortierellaceae
Source: the annotation of a GenBank genome assembly